Molecule: messenger RNA, 544 nt
Organism: Eruca vesicaria subsp. sativa (arugula)
Lineage: Eukaryota; Viridiplantae; Streptophyta; Magnoliopsida; Brassicales; Brassicaceae
Source: the annotation of a GenBank genome assembly
CUUGAAUGUUCCCUCUUUUUCAACUUCAACUUUGACCAAAACAGAAGAAAGAAAGUGACAACAAUGUCCGGAGGUGUCGGAAAAUGCAGCAAGAUCCGCCACAUUGUGAGGCUCAGGCAAAUGCUCCGUCGAUGGAGAAACAAAGCACAGUUAUCUUCAGCCAGCCGUUGCGUACCGUCGGAUGUUCCAUCCGGACACGUGGCGGUAUGCGUGGGUAGCGGUUGCAAGAGAUUCGUGGUGCGCGCGUCGUACCUGAACCAUCCGAUCUUAAGUAAUCUCCUUGUCCAAGCUGAGGAGGAGUUCGGUUUCGUUAACCAGGGACCGCUGGUUAUCCCUUGCGAAGAAUCGGUUUUCGAGGAAGCUAUCCGGUUUAUUUCCCGGUCGAACCGGUGUAGUACUUGUCCCGAUGAUUUUCAGAAAUGCCACGUAGGGAUUAAAAGCAAGGUUGAUCUUUUGAUCGAAUCUCGACCGUUGCUUCAUGGCGUCGUGGAGAAAGCCGUCUGGUGAUUGUUUUAAGAUCGACGGUGAAGAGUGUCGGUUUCUG